CAACCAACCUCGCAACCAUCGUCGGUCGAUCCCUAGCAAGCUAGCUAGCCGGCCGGCGUGUUCAUCGGUUGGCACCAACCAUGCACGACGAGGAGAAGAAGGACUCCAAGUGCGCGACGGCGGUGAGCAUCGCCGGCCGCAUCUUGGGCAUGGGGCUGGCGGUGGCGGCGGCGGCGCUCAUGGCCACGGCGAGCCAGUGCACCGUCUACGCGGCCUACGGCGCGCGCCCGCGCACCGUGACCUACAGCGACUUCCCGCCCUUCGUCUACCUGGUCAUCGCCAGCGCCAUGGCGGCGUUCCUGGAGGCCAUAGCCAUCUUCCUCGCCGUGUGGAAGAAGGGCAAGGGCAAGAAGGCCGCGGUGCUCAUGCCGCUGCUGGGCGCCGCCGUGCCGGCGUUGCUCUACUCCUCCACGGGGGCAGCGUUCGCCAAGAGCGCCGACAUGUCCUACUGCUCGGCGUACGGCCAGCGCGUCAGCGUCUGCGCCGGCAGCGCCGCCGGCGGCAGCAGCAACUUCUGCAGCCAGGUGCACAUCGCCGUCUACCUCGCGCUGGCCGCGGCGAUCGUCGUGUCCGCCGCCGAGGUGGUGAGGGCCUUGGGAGGGGCGGCGGCCCUCGGCGGGUCGGACUCGGACUCCAGCUCCAGCUCCGAGUCGGGUGGCUGUGACCAUGGCUGCCACCACAAGCAUUAAUUAGGUUUUGCGUCUUCAUUUUUACAUGCUUUAUUUAAGAGAUUAAUUAGUCGCUGUAAUUAGUUGGUGUGCUUUACUUUCGCCUUCUGAAUUAACGGACACUUUGUGGCCCGUUUGUAUGUACCUACAGUCCAUGGAAAUAAUUAUGUUUGAAUAUUGUGGUGUUGACA
Molecule: messenger RNA, 859 nt
Organism: Panicum hallii
Lineage: Eukaryota; Viridiplantae; Streptophyta; Magnoliopsida; Poales; Poaceae
Product: CASP-like protein 1U3
Exons: 1
Coding region: 81-689 (202 amino acids)
Source: RefSeq, a predicted model, not a curated record